Molecule: messenger RNA, 2421 nt
Organism: Hippopotamus amphibius kiboko
Lineage: Eukaryota; Metazoa; Chordata; Mammalia; Artiodactyla; Hippopotamidae
Gene: CCDC138
Product: coiled-coil domain containing 138
Exons: 15
Coding region: 286-2100 (604 amino acids)
Source: RefSeq, a predicted model, not a curated record
CGUGCGUGUGCGUGUGCGUGCGGGGAGCGGGCUCCUGGCAGCCACUGCACGCCGGAGGAGCCGCGCGUGUCACCGUGCAGAGCCGUGGCUGGCGUUCCGGGCUGUGACUUGCGUGCGGGUCGGAACCGCCUCGGUCCCGGCCCAGAGCGGCGAGUCCGAACCUGUUUCACGCCGAAAGCUCGGGCGCCGGCGGCCGGACGUGGCGGAGCGGCGGCGGCGGCCUCCCCGCACCCUAGAGGACCUGGAUAUCUACUCAUGUGGAGAUAAGGGUGGUCCUUCGUUGAGAUGGUACUUUCACGAGAGGAAGCGCGACUCUGCAUCCCCCCGUGGUGCCCUCAAGCGCGGGACUGUGAAUUGGCAAGCCUAGAUGAUGAACUGGAUUCUUUUCAAGACUUGAAACAACGGGAAACAGAAGAAGAGUUCAUUGGGAAUGAUCAUAGAGUUAGUACCUCCAAAAUAAACAAGCAGUCUUUUAAAGAGAUAGACAGAGCAGUUGCCUGGCCAACUAAUUUGGCCUUAGAUUCAAGGAAUUGGACUGACUGUUAUAGUGAUGCCAGUGACUCUCCUUUGAAACGUGUCAGCUCCCCAGUGUCCAGAGCCUCAAACAAGCAGGGUGUGCUUCCACGUCAGGUCAGCCAGAUCUACGAUGAGUUACUCCAAAUACACCAGAAACUGCAGUGUGAAACUGCAGCACAACAGGAAUUUGCUGAAGAACUUCAAAAGCGAGAACGUUUUCUGGUUGAGAGAGAAGAGCUGCUUUUUAGACAUGAAAGUGCCUUGAGUAAAAUUAAAGGUGUCAAAGAAGAGGUUCUUACAAGGUUUCAGAUCAUGAAGGAGCAACAUGAUGCAGAAGUUGAACACUUAACUGAAGUUCUUAAGGAAAGAAAUAAAGAGAGCAAGAGGCUAAGAUCCUCUUUUGAUGCAUUGAAAGAAUUGAAUGAUAGCUUAAAAAAACAGUUAAAUGAAGUAAGUGAAGAAAACAGGAAGUUGGAAGUUCAGGCUAAAAGAGUUCAAGCUCGUUUAGAUAAUUUGCAGAGGAAGUAUGAGUUUAUGACAAUACAGAGGUUGAAAGGAAAUCCCCAUGCUGCUCACGAAGUGAAAAGUUUGAAACAGGAAAAAGUACCAAUUUCAAAACCUUGUAAGGUACCACUUAAUGGACAAGUGUAUGAACUUUUAACUGUCUUCAUGGACUGGAUUUCAGAUCAUCACCUUAGCAAAUUGAAACAUGAAGAAUCUGGAAUGGAUGGUGAAAAGGCACUACCCACAUUUGCUUCUCAGAGAAAUGAUAUUCAAGAGAAGUGUGUGAAGCUGUUGCCCGUGAUGACAGAGCAGCUACAGUGGAUGCCCUUUGUGAAUGCCAGGCUUCACGAGCCUUUUGUGAAGUUUAUCUACUGGUCUCUACGGCAGCUCGACGCUGGCACACAGCAUUCGACCAUGACGUCAACAUUGAGGAGAUUGGGUGAAGACAUAUUCAAAGGAGUAGUGACUAAGGGCCUUCAGGAUAAUUCUUUAGAGCAUCCUGUGGAGAAUAAACCAAAGAUAGCUGCUUUCUUUAAGAGCUCCAGUUUACCGCUGAGAUUUUUAUCAACUUUAAUUGUUCUCAAAACAGUCACUCAAGCUGACUACCUGGCGCAGGCGUUUGACUCUCUGUGUCUGGACUUGAAGACUGAUGAAGGGAAGAGCCUGUUCUUGGAGUAUCAGGCUGUCCCGGUGGUGCUGAGCCACCUGAAGAUUUCCAGCAAAGGACUCCUGUCCAACGUCAUUGACAGUCUGCUGCAGAUGACAGUGGAAUCGAGGUCUCUGCAACCCUUCCUGGAGGCCUGCAGCUGCUCCCUCUUCUUCCGAACCUGCUCGGUGCUGCUCCGGGCCCCAAAGCUUGAUCUCCACAUCCUAGAGAAGCUCAGCAUCAUCCUACAGAAACUGUCCAAAAUCAAGAGUAAUAAGAAGCUCUUUGAACUCUUUACAAUUCAUCUGAUGCUUCAAGAAAUACAAAGGACGACACAUCCAGAGCAUGCCUUUCUCUGUAUUAACCUGAAUUCAACUCUCUUCAAUUUGGGUUUAACAAAAUGCAGCUCUCUGGCCUCCAGUGCAAACCCUUAGACUGGCUCAUCAUUAUUUAUAGAUAUUACAUAUGUGUUGCUACUUGUAAGAUUGUAAAAAUCCCCAAAGUAACUAAAAGUCUACGAAGUAAAGUUAGGAGUAGCAUCAUUUAUCAUGAAAAAUAGAAAAUUUUCUUAACUUUUAAAAUGAAACCUGUAGAAGCUGUGGAAUGUUUGGAUUUUUUUCUGUUCAGCUCAGGUAGUACUAAUGUACACGAUGGAAUUUUCAGGGUUAAUGACACUGGGGUUACUUUUUGUAAAAAUGUUUUAGGAAAUUCUUAAAAUUAUGUGAUUAUUUGCAAUAAAAUUGGUGUUUAUGUGG